UCCUCACCCCUUUUUUAUUCGCCUUAUUGCCAACACCCUUCAAUGGAUAUGAGCUGAAAAGGCUUCGCCGGAACGGCAAAACUCCUUGAUUGAUUUACGCCUCUUUCACGUUGAGAUCACAAGACCGGCAAAUUAAUGUUGCAUCGGACAAAGGAGUACAAAUCAACUCAGCACAAUUCACUCAACUUUGAUUGGAUCUUGAUGCAAGCACAACGGCUGCUGGCAUCAAGAAGCUAUUAAAGACUCACGAUAGGGAGAUCCUCUUCCCCUUUGACAUUCAUUACCACGAAAAAUAAUCAGAAUGUCAGAUAGUGGAAAGGUCGUAGACCUUGCUGAGGAACGGCAAGCUCACGCUAACGACAAACUUACAUCACAAAUCGCAUCAAUCUUCCAGGAAAAUAUAGCCAAACAGCAAAAGCAGAAGGAGCUUAAUGAUGGAGAGGCUUUGAAGGAUGGUGAUGCAUACUUCUUUGAUGAAGAAGGUGUACUAUGUAUGCGGGCUGGCAACUUUCUUGCUCUUAUAGAACAGUACGAAUUAAUGGAAGGUCAAACGAUAUUGGAUGAUUCUGGAAAGGCAGAUUUGACAAGUCUUUCAAAUGCCAAUCCCGAACAUCCUGUGCAUCCAGAGCAUGUAGUCGAACUGAUCAGGCAGAUGACAUCCAAUCCAAAAUUUGCAAACGAAGCAGAAGCGCAACACACAAAUGGCCCAUCGGAUGGAGAAUCUGAUAGUAGUUCAGAAGGCGGAAUCAUAGAAGAUUCGUGUAUACAGCCGGCACCAUGGGAGAGAUCCGGCAAAAGCUCUGACCCCGUUGAUGGUGAUCACACAAUAAGUCGCAGGGAUGAGUCAGUAUUAAAUCCAGAAGAAAUUCGACGCAGGACACCGCGAAAGUCCAAAAGUAGAACUAGAAAAGGCUCAACUGGACCGACUGGUAACGAUUCAAGCAUGAUAUCAAACAGCUCUUUCCGAAAGCCUCUACCUCCUGCUGUUGCUCUACGUAAGAAAAUGCGUCGAUUGAGUGAAGCUGAAGCAAAUGCCAGCUAUGGAGUCGGAUACGAAGAUGAAGAAGGCCAGAGCACGGAUUCAGUACAAAUAUCAAAUAUGCCAGAUUCGCCUCCCGCUUAUAUUGGUGAAUCGUUACCCAGAAGUAUAUCAUACCCCAACACAAGCACACCUGGCGGACGUUCAAUGCGCAACGCAGACCUCAAAAAUCGAAUUGCAGAAAAAGAAUUUCGGAUGGGCUUAUCAAACGAUUCAUUUGAGGACUCAUUUGUUUCACCGCUUGGUGUUGCAUCAAAAGCACUCAUGAGCCCUUCUUUCUCAGAACAUUCAUUCAAUUCACUAGCUCUAAAGUCUCCGACAUACGGUGCCACCACACGUGGAAAUGAGCUCAAUUGGCAGAGUCCGCGUGAUACUGAUGUUGGAGAUUCUACAUCAGCCAACGACGAAGAGCGCAUUGCCGCCUUAGAAGCUGAAGUAGAGAACUUGAAGAGAACGAUCAACGAAAAGAAGCGGACGAUCGAGAAUCUACAAAGAGAUAUUGACGAGACCACAUCCCGAUUGCAAAAGGAAGUGGACGACUUGCAGUCGGACCUUAGUCUUAAGCGCAAAGAAGACGCAUUGAACAAGGUUCGUGAGAAUGGCCACCUCGCCACUAUUGGAGACUUGGAAGCUGAACUUACGAAAGAGUCAAAAGAGUUGGAAGAAUUGCGCACCCAGCAUGCCAAGCUACGCACUGACAAUGAUCAACUUGCGUCUACGUUGGAGACCGAAUCGACCAAUGGCCAUGAGCAAAGAUCAACGAUCAAGCAUUUGACUGCUGAUAAAACGGCAUUCAUUGCUAAGGAGAAGCAAUGGGAAUUGCAACGUCAAGAGAUGCAAGAACAAGUUGGACAAUUGCAGAGCGAGAUCAUAAGCUUGCAGAAAGAACUUGAAGAUCGCGAGUCCGACAAGCGAACGAUUGAAUAUCUCCAAAAUAAUGUUGAUCAAUUGACGGCUGAAUUGAAUGAUGUACGCAAUCAAGGUAGCAACUUCUUGAAUACUUCAGCACCAAAUUCACGUCAAAAUACCCUAGGAAGAAGCCUAAAUCAAGAUCUGGCAAAGCAAAUCCGACAAGAGCGAGAAGAGCAAGCAAUAAGGGCGGCAGCGAAAGCAAGGGCUGCCGCCGCUGCAGCAUCUGCUCCUGCAUCUACAUUGGAUGAACAUUUAGGUGAUCCUGCAGAUACUUCAUUGGUUGAGCCAGAUACGAGCGUUGAUUCGGAAACUGGCAAGAUUAUGUUGGCAUUGCAAAAAGGCGAAAUCAGUCUUAGUGAUCAUCUUGAAGUUCCACCAGUAGAUGGUUUGCCACAAACAGAGACGGAACCGAUCUUCGGUGAUGGAUUACCGCGAGCAGAAAGGGAGUCAGUAUUUGGCGAUAGCUUACCGCAAUUGGAAAGGAAACCAGUCCAUGGAGAUGAAUCUGGAACCGUUGUUGAGGUGGGAGAAAGCAGCUUGCAAAAGAAUGAAGAGCCAGGCACGCUUCCGACAUACGAUGAAGCGGAAGUGACGAAAGCUGUGAUGGAACGCAUGCACCCACGCUGGAAUGCCAACUCAAGGCACGAAUUGCAAUUCGAAUUAAAGGGAAAAGCAGCAAAAGCGUAUCUGCAUUUUGCUCAAAAUGUGGGAACCCGUUGUCGAGAGAUAGAAGAGAGACUUGAAAAUUUCACCGAGCCAGAGCCGGAGCCUGAACCAGAGCCAGAAGUCGAAAAAGUAAGGGUUGAGAAGGGGCAUCUUUCCGACCACCUGACAAAACUUGUUGACGCUUUCGCAGAAGGCUUCCGUUCUUCCAAUCUUUCAGGUUGGCUACUGGUUGGCAUAAUUUUGAGCUGGGCUACUCUGGUGAUACUAUUAAAGAUGAAGUACGAAUUACGCAAUAAGGCAAUUGAAGAGGCGGAUUCAUGGCGUAUAAGCAACACAUUGCAAGUUCCUUGGUCUAUUGCUGGUAACUUUGAGCCUCCUCCAUUUGACAAAGUGCCAUUUUCCCUUUCUUGGUCAGAACGCAUUUUUGGGAAACAACUUACUCCACAAGUUCCGAUUUGAUUGUUUGUUGUACUUGUGUUACCUCCUUAUACUGUACAAAAACUUGUACUAUACUACUACUGCUAUACCUACUACUAUCUUUUUAAAUUGUACAACAUUCAAUGCAUUAAGAGUACAGAUGAAAUAAACA
Messenger RNA from Meira miltonrushii, 3206 nucleotides. RefSeq lists its product as uncharacterized. Bases 302 to 3076 code for a protein of 924 amino acids. The transcript has a single exon. NCBI's taxonomy places the organism in Eukaryota, Fungi, Basidiomycota, Exobasidiomycetes, Exobasidiales, Brachybasidiaceae. The record is from RefSeq and is a predicted model, not a curated record.